Uranotaenia lowii is the source of this 3953-nucleotide messenger RNA. Its product is annotated as ubiquitin carboxyl-terminal hydrolase 3-like. Gene Ontology annotation, molecular function: cysteine-type deubiquitinase activity; zinc ion binding. The coding region runs from base 652 to 2586 and encodes 644 amino acids. The transcript has 7 exons. Gene Ontology annotation, cellular component: cytoplasm. Gene Ontology annotation, biological process: protein deubiquitination. Lineage: Eukaryota; Metazoa; Arthropoda; Insecta; Diptera; Culicidae. The record is from RefSeq and is a predicted model, not a curated record.
UCUCGUAGGUCAUCGCGGCGCAUUAGAUGUGAGGGUGGUGGGCGACUUGCAGCAUAAAUUCGAGAUGUUUUAUGUUGAGCAUGAAACAGACAGCCUCAGUCGUGAUGUUGCACCCAUUAAGUGGCUGGGCUGGUAUUUGUGAGUAGAGCUAGCCAGAACCGUGUUCGUUCGUUCGAGUUCGAAUCGAGGCAGUCUGAAGGGAGCAUUAUUUCGACGACUUGUACACUAGUCUACGUACAUGUUGUAGGUUGUAGCUCGAGCAGAAGCACAGAUAUAGAGAACAGUAAUAAAAUCGCGUUUUUGCUUUCGUACUCCUUUGUACCUCAUCGAAAAAUUUCAGCCUUUUCUAGAGCUAAUUCUAGACAUUUGUAAAAACUGCUUUAGAUCGGAAUAGUGAAGUUUAAAAUAGUUUACAUCCUUGGGAUAUCGGUUGAAGAAUGGUGUUUUGUUGUUUUUGAAGGAUUGAGCAAUUCUGUCGUACAACCAUCUGGAAUAGAAACGGAGUAGCUGCUGGGCAAUUUUGAUGAUUCGGAACUGAUUGGUGAAAAAUUGUGCUCGGUAAAGCUGGGCAAAGUUCUGAAAAUCGAAGAGUAAGGAAACGGUGACAACGAAAGUGCAAUUUGAUAUCGGCUCUCGGAAACGGACCAUAAAAUGGAUUGUCCUCACAUAGGUGAUAAUGUGGUUCUACGGAAAGAAGCAGUCAAAAGCAUAAAGCAGAAUCUAUGCGGGGGAUCACUGGUGACCACCCCAGAUUCUGCUGGAACCCUCCCAGUUGCGGCUAGUUCUCCGACGUCAUUUGCAAAAUUAUGGAAAUGUUCAGAAUGCUCCGGCAAGGAUAAUUGGCUAUGCUUGCAGUGUGGUUCUGUGCUGUGCGGCCGCUACGAAAGUGCACAUGCCCUAAAGCACUCAUCUAAACAAAAUCACAACAUCUGCAUAAAUACCGUUAACUUGUCGGUAUAUUGCUACAAAUGCGACGAAUUCGUGGUAAACGACACAGCGGACAACAUGAUCGACGAGAUCCGGCAGGAGCUGAAGGAUGGCGACGCUGAUUCGGUUUCGGAAACGUCCUCCACCAUGGAAGAGAUCAGCUCAUCGAAAUCUACUCCGGAAAGUGCCAGCGGUAGCACAACUUCCAGCGAUUCCGGCUGGGAGGAACCCACGACGCCAACGACGACAACAUCCGGCGCUGGUUCGUCGGUAGUGUUCGGAUCAGCCGCCGGCAGUGCUUCUCGGAAGCUGAGACCCCGGAAGCGAACCAUUUCGAGCGAUAGCAAUAACGAAAAUGGGCAGAAUGGCAAGCGGAAGUCUGCGGCGGGAAGACGAGUGGUGGGCCUCAGGAACCUGGGCAAUACCUGUUUCAUGAAUUCAGUAUUACAAUCGCUGAGCAACAUCCAGGAGUUCAGUACGUAUUUCAACGCGAUGCCGUCGCUGGAUACGCAGAAGGGCAAGCAGAAGGCGUACCAUUCCCGCAGCAUGAAAGAGAACCUGGAUGACGUAUUCGUGGUCGAGGAGCUACGUAAGGUCCUGUUGAAUCUCAGCCAGGGUGGAGACGGUUCGAAGGGGGCCAUCUCUCCUGAAUGUCUGUUUCUGGUGAUUUGGAAGGUUGUUCCACAGUUUCGAGGUCAUCGGCAGCACGACGCGCAUGAGUUUCUACGCUAUAUGCUGGAUCGGUUGCACAUGGAACUACAGCAGGUCUCGAUUCCGGUUGAUAUUUCUAGCAGCUCCACCAGUAGCUCUGGCGUUGGCAACACCAAUUCACCUCACAAAUCCGGUGAAGUGGUGAAAACUAAUCCAUACAACGUUCACCCGCUCAGCCACCUACACACCAAGGGUCGGAACUCGAUCGUGACGAACGUAUUCGGGGGAGUGCUGCAGAGCGAGGUUCGGUGUCUGGUUUGUGGAAUGGAAAGCAAAAAACACGACCCUUUUCUGGAUCUAUCGUUGGACAUUCCGGAGAAGUACUACAGCAAGGAACCGGUGGAAGGCAUCGAGAAGGACAAGGACGGCACUCCGGUUUGUCACAUUUCCGAUUGCCUAGCGAGUUUCACUGCGGUUGAAGAGCUGGCCGAAACUGAGUUGUACUACUGCAAUUCGUGCAAAUGUAAGCAAAAGUCCACUAAACGGUUUUGGGUCCGGAGGUUGCCCAACGUGUUGUGUUUGCACAUAAAACGGUUCAGAUGGAACAACUUUUACAGAACAAAAAUUGACCUACGGAUAACGUUCCCGAUCAAUGCGCUGGAUAUGUCCCAGUAUGUGCUCCAGAAUGGACCGGAAACCAGACGCUCGAACUCCAGCUGCAACAUCUACGACCUGGCGGCCGUCAUCGUUCACCAUGGAAAUGGUUCCAGCUGCGGCCAUUACACCUCGUACGCGAUCAACAAUGGCGUUUGGAUGCACUUCAACGAUCACUCGGUGAAGGAGGUGAGCACCGAGGCGGUGGCCGAUUGCAAACCAUACAUUUUGUUCUACAUCAAGCGAGAUCCGUCGAAUGUGAGUCGGCUUGGGACUGGAGCUGGCGAUGGCGCUCCAGUACUUAGUUCUGGCCCUGCCACAGUUCAGAAUUCAUCGACGGCAACCGCGUCUUGAGAUUAAGUUGUUCUUUCUUUAAGACUGAUUAAGUAAUUCAACAAAAAAAAUCGAAAUGAGGGCACGUGGCUAGAAACCGAUGCGCUCCGCAAUCUCGGUGAUCUACAAGGAUUCAAGCUGAUCGGGAAUCGGUUCACACUAGGGAUGCAAGAUGCUUUUUUGGAUUCCGAAUCGAUACAAAUGUAAAAAAUUUAAACAGGAAGAAGGGGUGGACACAGGCAGUUUACUUGAAAUACAAAAUCUUUAGAGUGUAAAAAUUAGUCAAAAGAAGAUACAAAUUGUGGGGUCAAUGUUCAAAUCCAGUAGAAAACUACUAUUAUCCAAGAUAGCCAAUUAGCCAAAAAAGUUCGGUACAAAUCAUCCACCCCGGUCCAUUUUCCGGUUCCUCGAAGGCACUUGCGCUGAGAAUUUUACGAGCCCUUCUGGCUGAAAACCAAUGAUUGAAUGUGAUAAACCUAAGCAUUUCAAACAUUUCACUACAUCCACAGAUAUGAAAAUAUUACGCAAAACUGUUAAAGAAGAGUGGCAUUCAAAACGGAUUCAGAAAUGAUGUAGGAUUUUCCGUACAGCUAUACUACUUCCUGGUAAACACUCACGAACCCGAAAAAUUUGCGAGCGAUCCAGAGGAUAAGAUUUAAAUCUUCGGAACGUUUCUAUAGCUAUUGGUUCGACUGUAAAACUGAAUAUUAUUUUCCUGCUGUACGAUUUUAGAAACAAAAUAAGUAAGAGAUUCUCAAAGAGGCCGUUGCGAUUAUUUUGUGAUUUUAUCCCCUUUUAAAAUAAGUUUGUGAUAGGUGAUUAGCUAUAUUUUACAUAUUUCUGCUCAAGAAGGCUUUUUGUUUUCUUUUUAUUUUAUGCGUGCGCUAAAUUUCCCAGUAUAAUUCGAAAUUGAAUUCGUGAUUUGCACUCGUGGCGAUGUGGAGAAACAAGCGGCAGAGUGGAGAUGUAAGAGUUUUAAUAUCCAUUUUUCCUUCUGUAAAAUAAACAGUUUCCAGAGAGUGUUAAACAGUAAAUUUAUUUGUCACCAGUCCAAAGCAGAAAGUGUGAGUUCUUUCUUUCGAUUCAUAGCUUUCGGCAGUUAUCAAAAGUAUUUUGGGUUAAAUAAAAAAAAAAAAACAUAACAACAAAACAACUCAGCAUAUUAUCAUAACCGACAGCGAAAAGAAAACACAAAAAUAUUCAAAAAUAAUAAAAAAUAAAUCACAGCAGUACCGUUGAAGUUGAAGGACACGGAGGAGCUGUAGUCGUACAUAGCCAACCCAAACCGAUAUGGUUUGAGCAACUGAGUACGAAAAACAAAAAGAUUUAAUUAUAUUAAUAUAAUUAAUAUAUUGAGAAAUAAAAUUCUUUAGCUAUCUAUAAUUAAA